AUGUCUCCUCUGGAAGACAUGAGUGAUUUCCUCGUUCCGAAGCUAUCUCUUGUAUCGGUCCCUCGGGAAAAGCUCCGAGUAAAUGGCCCAUUCGAGCUCUUGCUGAGGCCGCUACUUCAAAAGCUCAAUGUGCCGACAGUGGCAGAAGAUAGAGUUAUCGUCCCCUGCUUCACCAAGCAAUUGUCGUCCAUUGAACGGAGUUUUCCGGAAGCUGUCCCUGUCGCAUCAAUUGUUGAUGGUGCGGACGCACAAGUGUCAAUGCGAUCGGUAGUCCUACGUCCUCACCUUGGAGUGACCUACACGUUGAAGAUGUCCCUUGCGUACCGAAUCACAUCUGCAGUGCGGACGAUCGCUUCCUGGGUCAUCCCUGAGGUCAUAUUCAUGAGUCAACUUCUGGAGGAACUGUUACCGCCCGAGUUAUGGAUAUAUCGGGAAGUUGCAGGAGUGACUGGCGCCGGGGAAGAUUUGGAGGACGCGAGGCAGAUAUCCUGCAUUAUUCGCGAGGAUCUAGUGCCGAGAGCCCAGGCUAAUGGCCUUGCAUUGAUCGUUGCGGCCUCACUAUAUCAGGCCCCUGGUGGGACUAGCAAAACAUAUGCUGAGAUUCUAUUUGGCCUUAAUACUUGGGAAGAGAAGAUUGCAUGGUUUCGAAGCUAUAUCGCCUCCCUCUGUGAUGCAGUUCUGCCACCCCUUGUGAUGUAUGGGAUUGCGCUAGAAGCGCACCCCCAGAAUAUCGUCCUUCGCGUCUGUCGUCAAAGCUCCGAACUCAGAGGUUUUGCUGUCCGGGAUUGGGGAGGCGUCCGACUCCACAAGUCGACGUUGCAAAACCUUGGUGUACAGUUGCCUAUGGUUGAUACGGAAAGCCCUGUUAUUACUGAUGAUCUCGACCAUAUCUGGAGCAGGUUUCAUCAUGCUUUUCUACAGAAUCAUGUCGCGUCUGUUCUCGUUGCGCUUGGCUUGGAGACCGAAGGAGGAUGGGCGAUAGUCCGUGGCGAAUUGUCAAGGGUUUUGAGUGACAGUAGAUAUGCAGUGAGCCCAAGUCUUCUGAAGUACCUUCUUGCAGAUGAUAUGCAGAUGCGAUGUUUCUUCACCGCUCGACUGGAAGGGAGGCCUUCUGAGCCCGGCGAAACUCUCGAUAUCCGACGUUUCAUAAGAAAAGUGUCCCAAGAACAAACCACAGAUAAACUAUACGGGUUCUACGUCUAUAUUUAG
Messenger RNA from Aspergillus fischeri NRRL 181, 1209 nucleotides. RefSeq lists its product as uncharacterized. Bases 1 to 1209 code for a protein of 402 amino acids. Lineage: Eukaryota; Fungi; Ascomycota; Eurotiomycetes; Eurotiales; Aspergillaceae. The record is from RefSeq and is a predicted model, not a curated record. Gene Ontology annotation, biological process: siderophore biosynthetic process. The transcript has 3 exons.